ACAGACAGGAAGUGAUGUCAGGAACAGACAGGAAUCAGAGAGGAGACAUUGGUGGACAUGGCAGCAGAGGAGACCAAUGAGGAUGGAGGAGGACCGGAGUCACAUGACUGAGAAGAUACUAAACCUCACCCUGGAGAUCAUCUACCUGCUGACCGGAGAGAGAUUUCCUCUUCUGAAGUCAGGUGAUCAUAUGACCAUCACAGUGCCUCCAUGUGACUCCCUAAACCCUGAGAGCCACAACAUGCAGAAGAUUCUAGAAGUCACCAAGAAGAUGAUGGAGCUGCUGACAGGAGCGAUUGAAAUCCUCGGGGAUGAUAAUAUUGAUGUUAAAGAAGAGUAUAAAGAGGAGGAUGAGGAGUAUGGAGUGAUGGAGGAGUUUUCAGAAGGACACAAGGAUAUGAUGGAGCCACCUAAUACCAGGAACCCACCAGAGAGAUGUCCCCGUCCUCUGUAUUCCUGGGAUUCCACACAGGAAGAUCACACCAUCCCUCACCAUUACAAGGGUGAAGAUCUGAUAAAUAUAAAAGUUGAGAUUAAAGCAGAAGAAGAAGAGGCGUAUGUGAGGGAUGAUCAGCAGUCUAUGGAGGAGGAUGGAAUAACGGGGACAUUUAUAGAGGGGGACACUCCUACAGAGAUCAGCACAGGCCGGGAGAUGAGGAAAACCUCUGAGGAUUGUCUCACUUUAUCUCCAGACUGGAAAGUAGAAGAUGAGGACAUCACACAGUAUAGUCCAGGAGAA
Messenger RNA from Staurois parvus, 739 nucleotides. The record is from the annotation of a GenBank genome assembly. Lineage: Eukaryota; Metazoa; Chordata; Amphibia; Anura; Ranidae.